AUGUGCUCAAAAUCAACUAGAAAAACGGGAGAAUCUAUUCGUGACAAUGCAAAUCUUGAACUCCCUAUGAGCAAAAAGCGACGAUUGGAAUUUGAUCAAACUGCAAAACUCAAAACUUAUUACAAAUAUGGAGUGGAAAUCUUUGGUAUAUAUAGUAUUCAUUUUGAUUAUAUCAAAAAACCACUUUGCGAUAGUUUUGGUAAUGGAUAUGACAAUAAUAUCUGCUCUACAAUAGCCAAAGAAAUUUUCGAAAUGGUAUGCGAUGAGAAAGGAAUCAAUUCAGAGGAAUUCUUUCGAUUUGAUGACUCUGAUGAUAUUUUAUAUUCCGAGAUUAAUAUUAGUAAUUUUGUAAGUAUCUAUGAUAAGUAUGUAUAUGAUUUUAAGGGAAUUUUUAAUUUGUUACAGACCGAACGUCUACUACAUUUUCCACUAUUCUCACGAGGUUCUGAUCACAAUCCUUGUUCAAUUGAAGUUAAUGUGAAAAACUUGGGUGCCAUAGAAAAUAAUGCUAUAUUUCGAGCUCGGUUGAAUGAUACAAUUUUGAAAAAUGAAGAACAAAAACGUAUUUUUGACAGGUUUUACAAUAUCACGGAUCCUAUGGAAAACUUUCCAAUCGUUCAAGAAGAUGACAACAAAUAA
Molecule: messenger RNA, 639 nt
Organism: Caenorhabditis angaria
Lineage: Eukaryota; Metazoa; Nematoda; Chromadorea; Rhabditida; Rhabditidae
Source: the annotation of a GenBank genome assembly